This is a messenger RNA of Numida meleagris (helmeted guineafowl), 4371 nucleotides long. Its product is annotated as sulfate transporter-like. Lineage: Eukaryota; Metazoa; Chordata; Aves; Galliformes; Numididae. The record is from RefSeq and is a predicted model, not a curated record. Gene Ontology annotation, cellular component: membrane. Gene Ontology annotation, molecular function: bicarbonate transmembrane transporter activity; sulfate transmembrane transporter activity; oxalate transmembrane transporter activity. The transcript has 3 exons. Gene Ontology annotation, biological process: transmembrane transport. Bases 991 to 3237 code for a protein of 748 amino acids.
CCACCACCUCCCUGGGCACUGUGCCAGUGCUUCACCACCCUUACUGUAAAACGUUUCUUCCUUAUAUCCAAGCUAUAUCUCCCCUCUUUUCAUUUGAAACCAUUUCCCCUUGUCCAAUCACAGCAGACCCCGCUGCUGUGGAGUCUGUCCCCUCCUUUCCUGCAGCCCCUCUUUAGAUACUGGAAUUCUGCUCUCAAGUCUUCUCCAAGCUGAACAGCCCAAGCUGUUCAUGAACAUGUCUAGCUGCAAUCUACCAGUACUACCAAGUCCUUUUUAACAGGGCUGUGCUCAAUUCUUUUAUCCUCCAGCUUGUAUUGAUAGCGGAAGUUGCCAGGACCUGGGUGCAAGACCUUGCACUUGGAUUUGUAGAACUUCAUGAGGUUCACUUGGCACAUGGCUUGAGGUGAGACUGCAAUGGUGUCUGGUAGGUGCAUGCUGGAGGAAAAGAAAAGUUAUGCAUGUUUCACUGGUGGGUUUUCUUGGAAAAAAAAUCAUGUCAAGAAUAGAUGAAGAUCUGAGCAGAGAAGCCCAGUGGGACUUGGGCCUCAGGGAGGGGCAGUGCCAUAGCACACGUAGGAAGAUUUCUGUGCAUUGCUCCCCUUGUUUAGCCAACACAUCCCCAGAUACCAGCAAUACUGUUAUCUGGCAGAAGCACUUCUCCAAACUCCUUCAAUCAUUCUUAAUGACCAGAACAAGUUUUCAUCAAAAAUAGUCAUCCAGAAUGAUGUUUGUUUUCAAAAUAUAGCUCUGUUUGGCUGGCUGCACCGUCUUCAUCAGCUCAAGUGAGAUAAAAGGGCCUAUUGCUUGGCAGAAAAAUUCAGUUUUCUCAAGAGAAACAGCGCAUGCUCCAGAAGGAAGGCAAAGGAAACAGGUUUGCAGUUGUUUGGCUUGUGCUUUCUCUGUUCAGUGUGUGCUGUGAGGUGGAAAGACAGGUCUGACAGCAGGUGAGCAGCUCCACGUGGCUUCUGAGGGACCCUAGGAGAACUCCCCAUGUCCCGUGGCUCCUGCAGCCAAAGCUUUCCUGGGGCAAUGGAGGACACGUCAAGCCAGACAUCAAGACAGAGCAAAGACGUACGGAGCUCCCUAACACCAGAAGAGCCUCCUGUCAACUUAACACACAUCAAGUUGGAGGAGAAUGAGCCCAUAGACUUUAAGACCAAGGAUUUCAUCCUGAAAAAAGCCAGAGAGGUCUGCAAAUGCAAUCGUCAAACUGUCAUCACCUUCUUCUGCCAGCUGUUACCAGUGCUAGACUGGCUUCCCCGUUAUAAUGUCAAGACGCAGUUGCUUGGGGAUGUCAUAUCUGGGCUCCUGGUGGGGAUAGUUGCCAUCCCUCAGUCCAUCUCAUACUCCCUGUUAGCCAACCAGGAUCCCAUCUAUGGAAUCUACACAAACUUCUUCUGCAGUAUCAUCUACGUCGUUAUGGCCACAUCACGCCACAACUUUGUGGGAUCCUUUGGUGUCCUUUGCCUGAUGAUUGGGCAGUCUGUGAAUCGGCACCUCCAGCUAGCAGGGUAUGAUGACAAUGCUGGCUCUCUGCUGGUGGGCAAUGCCACCUCCUCCAGUAACGGCACGGGUACCUGCGACAGGAGCUGCUAUGCCAUCACUGUGGCCCUUUCCUUGAGCUUUCUGGUCGGUCUUUACCAGAUCCUGCUGGGGGUUUUACAGCUGGGCUUUGUGGCUGUCUACCUGUCAGAACCUCUCCUCAGUGGCUUUGUGGCCGGCUCCAGCCUCACCAUCAUCACCUCCCAGAUGAAGUACCUCCUUGGGCUGAGUAUUCCCCGUCACGAAGGGGUGGGGUCCUUCAUCCUGACGUGGGUGGACCUUUUCAGGUACAUCCAGAACACCAAUAUAUGUGACCUGGUCACCAGCCUGGUUGCCUUGGCCGUCAUAAUACCUGUCAAAAUGAUCAAUGAUCGGUACAAGGACAAGAUGAGGGCCCCGUUCCCCGUAGAGCUGCUUGUGGUCAUCAUAGACACAGUAGUAUCAUACUACUUUAACUUCGAAGAGCGAUACAAGUCUUCAGUUUGUGGGGCCAUCCCCACCGGUUUCAGGAAACCCACCCUUCCAGAUACAAAGCUGUUUUCCAGCCUGGCAAUCGAUGCUCUGCCCAUAGCUAUAAUUGGCUUUGCUAUGACAGUCUCCCUGGCGGAAAUCUUUGGCAAAAAGCAUGGCUACGCUGUCCGUGCCAACCAAGAGAUGAUCGCCAUUGGCAUGUGCAACCUGGUCCCAUCUUUCUUCUACUGCUUUGCUAGCUCUGCAGCCUUGACCAAGACUCUGCUGAAGGAGUCCACGGGGACCCAAACGCAGCUCUCUAGCCUCGUCACCUCCCUGGUGCUGCUGCUGGUGUUGCUGUGGAUUGCUCCGCUCUUCUACUCCCUGCAAACCGCCAUCCUGGGGGUGGUCACCAUUGUCAACCUGCGGGGGGGGCUGAGGACAUUUCGUGAAACCCCACGCAUGUGGCAGCUCAGCAAGCUGGACACGGUGGUGUGGUGGACAACCAUGCUGGCCUCCACGCUGAUCACCACGGAGAUUGGGCUCCUCGUGGGCGUCUGCUUUGCUCUGCUCUGCGUCAUCUUCCGCACGCAGAGACCCAGGGCGGCGCUCCUGGGCAAGGUCAGCAACACGGAAAUCUAUGAGGACCAGUCUGCUUACAAGCAGCUCAGCAGUAUUGCCAACAUCAAAAUCUUCCGCUUCGAGUCGUCCCUUUACUAUGCCAACAAAGACUAUUUCAAGACUGUUCUCUACAGGAAAACCGGGGUGAAUCCUGUCCUGCUGGCUGCCAGGCAUCAAAGGGUGGAGACCCAGGCAAAAGCAGACACAGGCAACAGGAAGAGCAUUUUUAACACCGUGUUUCGUUGCCUGAAACCUGCCAAGAAAAGAGUGGAGAAAUCACCCGCAGACGUCUGCCUGCCCUCCCUGGAUAUGCACACUUUAAUCAUUGACUGCGGGGCUAUGCAGUUCAUAGAUACCGCGGGUCUCUCCGUGCUGAAGGAGACGCACCGUGACUACCAGGAGCUCGGCGUGCAGGUGCUCCUGGCCAACUGCAACCCCCUCCUCCGCCGCCGGCUGCGGGACGGGGGCUGGGCUGCUGGGGCCCACGGCGGCCAGCUGGCUUUCCACAGCGUGCACCACGCGGUGCAGUUUGCCCAGCAGUGGCACCACGAGCAGCGGGAGAGCAAGGAGAGAAGGGAUGCUGCCCUGGACCCCGAGGAACUCAGCGUCCAAGCGUCUCUGUAGAGCUGCGCGUGAGGAAUGAUUUCUGGUGAGGGUGGGCUUCACGGCAAUUUUAAGUUUUCUUUUUUCUAUUUUUUUUUUUUUUUUGUGCGAGCAGAGCGUUGAAAAAGGCUUUAAUGAACUGCAAGCAGCAGGCACGGGCUAAACGGACAGGGGAAGCGUGGAUUUCAAGGCAGAUCGUCAAUCAUCUGGGAGGCAUUUCAAGGUCAGCCGCGUCAGUAAAGAGCCUGGGUGCCUUCCCCUCUGCGGAAAGGGCUGCGCCAGCGAGAGGCGGCACCCAGCGCCAUGGAGCCCCGCUUCCCCGAGUGCCCCCCGCGCCUCCCCCGCUCGCUGCUGCCGCCGCUGCUCCCGUUCCGGACUCGCGUGGCCGCUGGGGGGCGCGCUUGAGCCGCACCGGCCCGGGAGCGGGGCGGGCUGCGCUGCUGUCCGUGAGCGGCACGGGGUCGAUGCAGGGGAAAGGGAAGGAGUUUGGAUUCCUAAAAGAGAGCUGAAUGUGGAGCAGUCCUGAGCUUCCCGUUGUUCUCAGAGGUACAGAAAAACCCUCCAAAACAAUAACUGUUCUCCAACCUUGCACCAAGGAAACAUCGCUCUACUUGCUUAGGAGUGUUCCCAAAUGCAUUGGAGCUUGUUAUGGGGAGUUUCCUUCUGUGUGCAGCUCCAGUGCUCAGACAGAAUAAAACAGGAAUGUGAGCAUGCAAGAAUCCUCUCCGGGCGUGCUCUCAAAAAUUGCGCUGUAGAGAAAUCCACGUCCCGUGGCUCACGUGCUCCCCAACCAAACCAUGACCAAGAACGAGCACAGCCCUCACUGCUUCAUGCACUGCCCUGCGUUCCUUUGUGCCACCUUUAUUUUGGAUUGUCCUUCCCUUCCCCUAUGUCUGCUCUGAGUCAAUGUGGGGAACAGAUUGCGGAGGCUGAGUUAUUUUCCAAAUGCCCCAGGUGGAGAGCAUAACAGUCUCUCACUGGCUACAAAACAAACACAAUGGAGAACAGGAUGGGAUAGGAUAGGAUCGUUUGAGUUGGGAGGGACCUUUAAAGGCCAUCUGGUCCAACUCCAUGCAGUGAACAGGGACACCCACAGCUCCAUCAGGUGCUCACAGCCCCUCCAGCCUGACCUUGGAGGUCCCCCAGGACAGAGCA